Messenger RNA from Myzus persicae (green peach aphid), 2938 nucleotides. RefSeq names its product carbohydrate sulfotransferase 11-like. The coding region runs from base 212 to 1207 and encodes 331 amino acids. The record is from RefSeq and is a predicted model, not a curated record. Lineage: Eukaryota; Metazoa; Arthropoda; Insecta; Hemiptera; Aphididae. The transcript has 3 exons. Gene Ontology annotation, molecular function: sulfotransferase activity. Gene Ontology annotation, biological process: carbohydrate biosynthetic process. Gene Ontology annotation, cellular component: membrane.
UUCAGUUAUGUGGCUUACAGACGACAACUUCUUCUUCUCUUUUAUCUAUUAUACCUAUAUACAAUUAAUUAUUAAACUAUGUGUUCCUUAUUUAGUUACAAAUUUAAAUUAAAUCAGGAAAUUGAAAAAGUACUUACGUGACACCCAUUUUUCGAGAAAAAAAAUGAUUUUUCGCCUCCGACCAAAAGAACUUCCUGUGUGAAAAUAAAUUAUGAUACUCAAAAUUGUGAUACUGUGUUGGGUAAUAAUUUGUUUAACAACGAUGUUAUUCUACACUGAUCAUUUCUACAUAAACAUUUUUAAAACUCAAGAUUUUACGGAAGAAAAUUACGACACCCAAUCGUUUUUAGAGAGAUUGAUCUAUCUAGAAAGACAAGAGCACGUGUCAGUAAUGUGCCGUUCAUUCAAGUUACCAAAAGACGACGAUGACUACCAGCAAGCCAUUAACGACAGCGUACUCUUGGACCAUAUUUUGGUCGACAAUCGGCAUAAGCUGCUCUAUUGUUACGUACCAAAGGUUGCAUGCACCAACUGGAAACGUGUGUUCAUGGUACUGUCGGGGAACGCGCAGCCGGGAGCACCGGACCUGUCGCAGAUCCCGGCGGACGUGGUGCACAAGCCCAGCACGCUGGACAGGCUGAGUGACUACCCUGCGGCCCAGGUGGCCGACAUGCUGGCCACAUACACCAAGUUCCUGUUCGUCCGGCACCCGUUCGAGCGGCUGCUGUCGGCAUACCGGAACAAGCUGGAGCAGCGGCACCAAGAAAGUUCCCGGUACUUCCAGUCGCGGUUCGGGCGGCGCAUCAUAAGGCGGUACCGAGCCAACGCCACCGAGCAGUCGCUGCGGGACGGCGACGACGUGACGUUCGCCGAGUUCGCCUCGUUCGUGGCCGACACACGUGAGACGGUGUUCAACGAACAUUGGGCGCCCAUCGACAGGCUGUGCCGGCCGUGCGUCGUCAACUACGACUUCAUCGGCAAACACGAGUCGCUGUUCGAGGACUCGGACUACCUACUCAGGCACGUCGUGGGCGCGACCGACGUCCGGUUCCCGAAGGGUCCCGACUCCAACACAUCCACGCAGCUGGUCAAGUACUUCACACCGCUGGACCACGACACCGUGCUCAGGCUGUACAGCACGUUUGAGCUCGACUUCAAGCUGUUCAACUACAACUUGCAAAACAUCUUCGGCUACGAAGUAGGCUAAGGUUGCUGCAGUCGCUGCGUAGGUAUAACGCGACCGUGCUGCGAUGGUACCUGCAGCUGACGCAUACCUACCAUAAGCGCAGUACGCGUUGCACACAACUGCAGCAGAGUGCAGGUGCUGCAGCACACUGCAGAUGAUCCAUAAUAUCAUCAUUAGAAUAUUAUUUUUUCAAUUAUUAUUAUAUCUACUGCACCCACCAUCGCGAAAAUACUUGCCAUUAGAUUUUCGAUAUCCUUUAUGUGGUGUACCUUGUAGGUUUACCUUUCGUGUAAAGUAUUUAAAAAGUAAUAAUAAUGAUAUUAUAAAUUAUGACUAUUAGUUAUUAAUUAUUACGCGUCUAAGAUCGAUCAAUAUUAAACAUUUAAAAAAAUACAGUUUAAGGUUGUGACUAGUGGAUAAUAUAUGUGAUACCUGCAGGUUGUAAAGUGACAAAUAUUUCACUAAAAAAUUAUCGAGUAAAAACUCAACUAAAUUAUUUGAAAAUCUUAUAAAUAUAAAUAAAAACACUCACAAUAAUUUUUUUUAUUAAAUUCUCAGGAAAAAUCUAUGGACAUGGAUUUGUUUUAUAUACACUUAGGUUCUUUUAAUGGAGAACAUUUUAAGAUUUUUCUAAAAUAUUUAUGAGUUUGGCUGUGACAAUGUCAUGAUGCACAUUUGAUAAAUUACUAAAAUAACACAAUGAUGUUUUACUAUUUUUAACACAGGUUUCUAAAUUAAGAACAUUUAUACAUAUUUGAAAAAAUUAUGUCACAUUUAUAUGAUAUGGUAAUAAUCACUUAUUGUUUGAAGAUUGUGUUAUAAAUAUUUUACUAAAAUUGUUGUAUAUUGAAAUUAAUUUCGUCUUUUGCUAAUCUGCUUAGGUAAUACUUUAAAAAUAGUUAUCCGUUAAACUUUUUUUAUUUCUUUAACAUUUUUUUUGUAUGCAUUCUAUCAAUAUAACUAAUUAUAAUUUUAUGAUGUUUAUACAUAUAAAGUACAAUGCAUAUAAGUGUAUUAUUAAUUAUUAAUUAUAAUUUCAAAGUAAAAUAUUCUGUUCCUCUUGACACUGAAGUACCUGUACUACGACUGUAUACAGGGUGAUUACCCAAAAAUGCUCAUCCCCUUUUACUUUCAUUAAAAAAUAUAGUUAAAAAUAUAAUUUUUGGAAUUUUUAAAUGUAUUACUCAAAGGGCAAAGACCAUUUUUUAAGAUCCUAGAAUUUUUUUGUUUUAAGUACUUAUAAAAGAUGUAUCACCAAAACGCAUAAGUGCCUAUAGUAAGUAGGUACAAACAAAUUCUUGAGUUUGAAAGUAUUGUCUUUGAUUAUAAAUUCCAAAACUAAGACUUUGAAUAAAUUCUGAAAUAUAUGAAUAAAUGAGGGUGAGCAUGCUUGGUUAAUCACUCUGUAUAUUACAAUUAUGAUUUCCUAUGCACGUAUUGACGUGUAAAGUGUAAACAUCGCAGCGUAUAUUACACCUAUACCUACGCUCAAAUUAUAUUAAUACGUAUUUUUUGUACUACCUAUUUUGUCUAUACUGCGAUACUAUGCCACCUAUGUUAUGUUAUGUUGGUACACUUGAAUCUGCUGUAAAUUUACAAAAUAUGUACUAUACCUAUACCUAUUUAUUAUGUAAACAAAUAGUGCGAUUUUUACAAAACUGUACAACUGUACAUUUUAAAUUUUAAUAUAUUAUAAAUAAUACGAUUUAUUUAUGUUGUUAUAAAUUGUAAUAUACCUAAAUAAUAAAAUGC